AUGACUCAAUAUAGUCCGAUUAAAUUAUUUGUUAAAAUAUGUGAUAUUAGAGGAGCUUGUAAUAUAAUUUAUGGAGACCCAUUAUCUAUUGACUAUACUACAAUAACUGAUACGGAAUUCAACAUUCAAAAAGAAAUUGUGAAAUCGGCAUUUAUAAGAACAGAUUACGAGACUGCACAUAAUCUCAUAUUUAUGGCAGCACUUACAUAUAAGAAUGCUGAUCAGAAAAGAUAUAAUGAAUGGCGAGACUAUAUAAAAGAUAUUAUGCAUAAAGAAAUAAAUAAAUUGGUGGAACACCCAACUACACAAUUUUAUAUCUCCCAUAAUGAAAUUAUACAAUUUGUCUCAAGAGCCAAAAAUAAUUUGGAAUUACUUGAUUUAAAUGAUCCAUCGACUUUAGAAAAACUUCUGGAAGUUCUAGAUCAAAUAACUACAGUGAGUGCAAAUAAUGAUAUAGCAAGUCAAACCGAUGCGCAGGGAAAAAAUUUAGAAAUGUUGGAUAGAUAUAGGAGUUACUCCGGUGACCGAUACACAAAUAAUAAAGUAAAAACAAUCUCUGUGGAUUUGGCUUAUGUUGAAAUGAACUUGCAACUUAUACAAGAUAUACUCAAAUCAAGAAGUAGUAAUGGCUCUACGGAUAACAUAAAAGUUACCGAGAGAGUAAAUGCAUUGGUAGAGAAAAUGUGCUACAGUGAGCUAAUUCUUAAUGAGAACAUUAAAACAAAUUUUGCUAGUAUAAGCAUUUCUAAAAUGACAGGGAAUUAUCUAUUAAAAAAGGAAUUUUCCAUUUCUGCUAUUCAUACCAAAGAGGAAGGCUCAUUUAAGAUACGUCAAGCAAAUUUAAUAUCUGAAACAACUCCAUAUUGUGUGUCGAUAGUGCAAUAUACUGAAGAUUUUUUUACUAAUCAAAAUAACUACGUUAUUAACCUCGCCGUCUUUGACUUAAAAAUCCUAACGUCUGUAUUAGAUUGGAAAGCCAAUGAAGCACAUCAGGACCCGCAUACUCAUAGUUUACAAAUAAAAUUAGCGAAAUCUAAAUCAGAUGAAAAUAUUUGCCUCUCUAGAAGGAAUAGGAAUAGUGCUUGGGUAACAGACAAUUGCAAGGUUAAGGCUGUUAGUAUUCUACAUGUGUUCUGUAGUUGCUUCUACUUAGGAUACUUCAGACUCUCUGCUAUAAAAAACAAUCAUGACAAUGGAAUUAGCUAUCGUCCGAGUCCAACUAAGAAUAUUAUUAGUUUCCCUAAUGAUAAUCACAUCACACCGAACAUAUUUUUAUCAUCGACCAGUGAAGCAACCACGCCAGCUCUCUUUACUAUGGCGGCAGUACCUUCACAAAAUAUUAGUAAUAUAGCUACCACAAUGUAUGUAACUCGACAAGAACUUCGAACUACAACACCAGCAAAUCAUAAAAUUGAUGCGGACAUAGAGAAAGGAUAUAUAAAAACUGCUAAACCAAAUGAAUCGGUUAAAAAGGCUUCGCCUUUAAUUUACGCUAUACCAGUUGCAUUGCUUCUGAUUAUUGCAAUAGUCUUUGUCUUCCUGAUGAUUUUGUACCGUCGUCGACCUAAGAAAUCAAAUGCAUCCACAAUUCCUGGACUAAAUAUUCAAUUGGAAAGCAGACAACGCCAAGCUGGAAUCAAAUAUGCAACGAUCUAUGAUCAACAUUUAGUUCGUGGUAGCUUUUGAGAGUUUAGAU
Teleopsis dalmanni is the source of this 1696-nucleotide messenger RNA. RefSeq lists its product as uncharacterized. The record is from RefSeq and is a predicted model, not a curated record. The transcript is spliced from 8 exons. Lineage: Eukaryota; Metazoa; Arthropoda; Insecta; Diptera; Diopsidae. The coding region runs from base 1 to 1686 and encodes 561 amino acids.